ACCACGCACCUUGCCGGCGACACCGUCCCGUCUUCAUAUCCUUCUACACCAGCGACACAUAGCGCUGGACAAACGCACACAAACCAAUGGCAUGCAGCAAAUGUCUGGCUGCACGCCGAAUAGCUGUAUGGCUCACCACUCCGAAUAUUUUUUUCUGUCUGGUGUGUCCGCUGGCGUCCUUGGUGACCUCAUACAGGUCCUGCGGGCCUUCCUUUGGACCCACAGGGAUCACCAUCUUGCCACCUGCAUCCACCCCAGGCACCAAUCGCAAUGGUGAGUGAGACAUUUGCAGCACUCUUUGGCGGCACGUACCAGGUUUGAGCUGGUCGAUCAAAGCCUAGCAGGGGCAAGAAACACACGAUCCAAUACGUGCGAGAAAGGCCGUCAUUCUGCAUCCGUCCGAUGUCUCACUUGUGGUGGGACGGAGGGAGCGGCGGCUGCCACGUGUAUGGCGUCGUAGGGAGCGAAAGGAGGAAAGCCCUUCCGCGCGUCGCCCUCCUCCAGCUGACAAACACCAUAGCAAGACUGUGGCGUUGUCUUCUGCCUGUGUGUGAAGGGUGUAUGCCUUGAAGUUGUCGGCUUCCAGCAGCUCAGGCCCCACGUCAUUCUUGACAUUCUCCUUGGAUGUCUUCACCAGCUCUACAGCGGCCCCGCCAGGUGCCAUCCAUCAAUCCAUGAAUUGAAGUGCGCUGGCUGUGCCUGUGCUGUGUGGACCUGGUAUGACAUCGAUGCCAGCCACCUUGCCUUUGUCCUCGUGCACUUGGUUGUUGUCAUCCAAAAUCCCCACCAACCGGGCCUGCAGGGCAUUCAUGCAUUCGUCUAAUGAGCUUGAUACGACAUCAACGCUCAUGUGUGUUGCGCAGCAUCGCCCACCAUGCAGACCGUCAGGUAGCCACUGCCGGAACCUGAACCACUAAGACGCUCAUCAGCACGUGCACGUGUGCCAUUGAUUGCCAUCCGUCCUUACCGACAUCCAGUGCCGAGCUGCCCUCUGUGAGGUGGUCCUUCAGGAGCUCCAGCGCAGCCGCGUGCAUAUGAGGGGCAGAGAUCGUCUGGCCAUGCGCUGCCGGAGACAUACAACAGCCACAUCCAUAUGAUGGGGCCAGAGGGCCUCUUUGCCUGUCCGCUUACAAAUAUCGGUAGGUUCGUUGAUGUAUUUCUGCUGUUUGACGUAUUUCCCCCUGUCGACCUACAGGCAAGGGAAGAAGAAAGAAAGAGAGCAGCAAACCGGUGCGUACGACUUUCCCAUGCAGCCAUUGCAGUCUGCCUGUCUACCUUGCGCAUCGCUGCGAUGAUGCGCUCAGACUUGAGUGCGGGCCCGAAGCCUUGGAUGGUAUACUGUUGCAGAUCACCUAUAAGCUUCUCCAUCUCGCCGCCCCUGCACAGUGCAAACGCAUCGAUGAGUCGCGGCCCAGCCACUGACUGCAGCGGGUGCAUGUCGUGUGUGCUCACGUCUCGGGACUGCCCAGCCGUCGGUCAGCCGCCUGCAGAGACGCAAGCAGACUCAUCAAGUGAGUGCGAGAUAGUGCGUAUGCGUGGCGAUGCCUGCGCACCUCUUCUUUCUCGGGCUGUCGAUAUCGGGCAUGUGCGACGUGGAGGAGCAGAAGAGUCAGCAGCACCGGCGCGAGCACCUUCAUCGCGUUGCGUUCGGUAAGCAGGCUCGUCAGGCAGGGCCUUUUGCAAUGCACAGGGCAGCGGGCCGCGCGGAUCGCUCUGGGGCUCGCUAUUUGGUAGCUGCAGAUCUCCCGCUGAGGAGGAGGUCACGUUUGUUGGCUGGUUUCUUCCCAGGUGACGCACUCUGGGCAUUUGCUGACCUGACAACCGGCGACGAGUUGGUCCGCCUCCGCCGCUUGUCGUGAGAUGCGAUGAAUAUGGCGCUCUUUGACUUCAUAGUGGAGUUGAUCGGAGGGUGGAGCAU
Vitrella brassicaformis is the source of this 1918-nucleotide messenger RNA. Lineage: Eukaryota; Vitrellaceae. The record is from the annotation of a GenBank genome assembly.